This is a messenger RNA of Amoebophrya sp. A25, 7020 nucleotides long. Lineage: Eukaryota; Dinophyceae; Syndiniales; Amoebophryaceae. The record is from the annotation of a GenBank genome assembly.
AAACAGAAGACGCAUACGAGUCGUUCAACGCAAAGGAAGUAAGCCCUGUGAAUAUGUUGUGGGGCGGCAACACUGUGAAUAUGUUGUAGGCCGCACGGGGAAUAUGUUGUAGACUCAACAUCAGCGGAAGCGAGCCAGCUUUCUGCGGGGGGGCUUACUGCGCCGGGCCCAUAACUCAGCCCUGUCCUCCGAACAAAACACGAUGUGCCGUCUUCCGAAAUUCGGCGUCAUCUCUGGACCACGUUUUUCCGCCGCCGUCUUUUAAGGAGCAUCUUUAAGUUUGCUACAUUAAAAAGGAAACGCCAAGAUGAUGAGAAAAGAUAACUUUGUAAGCUUCAAGAACAUGGCUUUCGCUGAAACGACGGUUUCAUCUGGGACCUGGAAGUCAGAGUAAUAAGUCUUACUUUAUUACGAAUUUGAUCUGCGUGGUCCUCUAUUAUAGAAGGAAAAAAAGAACUCAGUCUCAAAAUGUUAAGUUUUGGCGAAACGGCGAGGGAAUCGGCGGCUUCCGGGUCUUAAUUUAGAUAAAUAGUGAAGUGGCUAGUUAAAUAGAUAAUAUAAAUAGACUAGUUUUUUUAUUUUAUUUCAAACUAUUCACUUAGAUUUUAGACGAUUAAGUACCCUACUACUGCUACUAUUAACAUUAAGUCUAAGUCUUCUGGGUGUUCUAUGGCGUGGCUGGAGCGCUUUCGAAGCUGCGACGCGAUCGUGGAUCCCGCGUAUCAGUUUUUGACCCUGUUGCGCUACCGGAUUAUGCAUGUAUGCAGGGUGUCUGAAAAGUAACUGUGCCCAAUGUUGUAUAUUUAUGCCUACAUAGUUCCUCUUCAGUCCUCUUCAAUCAUGAGUUGAAGGCGUUCGCUUGCUAUGCUCAUUAUACAUAGGCUAUCGAGAGUCACUGUCAGGACUUCAUCGAUUUUCAGCUGUUUUCUCCUUCUGAUUCAGACUCUGCCUCAUAUAAUGAUGAUAAGUGAGACUCUACUUGGAUUACUUAAUCGUACCUUCAGAAUAAUUUCAUUUCUCGCUACAAAGUGCCGUACCUAUUCCAGUCGUGGACCGGUCGACUGAUCGCUUUUGCUGAAGCCCGAGGACCGAUCGCGGAUCCCGAUAGUAUAGGAAUUAUGUUGAGAUAGAAAAGAUCCGAUAAUAUUGAUUAGCCUUCAUAUAUUGAUAAGCUUCCAUAAGGACUACCCCAAAACGCUGCGAGGAUAAAUAGGCUUCCAGGGGGGGGCGCCUCCCCUGAACUAUAUAUUGUAAUCAAAGAACCCAUGAUUAUGAUACUCAUUGGUUCUUUGAUAUUACUGUUUCUGCUAUUACUCCUGACGUAAUGAUUUACACGCGCAUACGUCAAUAAUCUUCUGUGCCUUUUCGGCUAUUAUUAAGUUGCAACGUACUCCCUCGUGGACAUUCUAGUCAAUACUUUUAGUACUUCAAAUAGACUUUGGUUUUGAAUCCAGUCUAAGCAAAACUGCAUGGACUGGGAUCUCACGGAUGUAGUGUCGAGAUUCUCCUUAGACGGAGGGCGCAGCUGGAGCUCGCUACAAGUGUUAAGAACAAAAGAGAGCUCAUAUGCUUUUUUUUUGUUAUAAUGUAGGAGGAGUUGAACUUCGCGACGCGUGAUCAGAAGCAUUUCUUUCUUGGAGUGCGAAGAUUCAUAGUACCCAAGAAUCAUGUUGGCGAUCCAUUUUACUUGAAAACGUUGACAGUGCAAGGGCUUUCUGGUAGGGCUAGUAAAGGAGUCAGACCGACUUACUCUAGGAGUCAGACCGAAUAACACAGCCACUGAUCUCUAAGAGCGGUAGUCCGCGGAUUUUAUGGAUCGCAUGUUGUCGCAGGGAAUCUUGGCGUAGUUCAAGACAUUCGCACUGGCCGAAUUCUACUUCCGUAUUGCUUAUAUCUUUGAUUAUACGUCGAACAAGUGUACAUACAGCUUCUUUGUUUUACUAGCACUAAUCAAGAGUGAAAUCAUUUCUCCCUCGACCAUUUCUCCCUCGACCACCGUAGAUUCACUCGAGGCAACGUGGAGAUGCAUAUGGGUGUGUGUGGUGGUGGGUGUGGUGGUGUGUGCCGUGGCUGUGUGGUGGUGUUGUGUUGUGUGGGUGUGGUGCUGUGGCCUUUGGCGAGUGAGUUGAGAAGGCUGCCGGUCUCAGUUAUUAUUAUAAGUGAGUUAGCCACUGGCACUGCUACUGAGUGAAAUCAUUUCUCCCUCGACCACCGCAGAUUCACUCGAGGCAACGUGGAGAUGCAUAUGACGUAUUCAGACGACGAUGGCUUAAGUUGGACAAAACCCGUCCGACAGCGUAGAUACGAACAUUUUCUGUGUUAAGGAGGAAGAACAAGAGGUCCAUGAUAUGGAUAUUAAUGUUCUCCAUAUCGAUGAUCAAGAAAAAGGCAAAUUGGAAUUUUGGCUUUGAGAAGAUGCCGCUAAAUACAAGGGACACGAGUGAAUGAAUUCUCCUUAGGUCUGAGUUCUAAUCACAGACAUGGGUUGGCUUCGGUCCUCCUGGGGGGAUCCAGCUGCGAAGGUCUGAGCGCUACCGCAAUCGAAUAGUAAUCCCUGGCUACUUUUCAGACUCUCCGGUUUUUUAUGGAAAUGACCGAACAUUGAUUUUGAUUAUUCCUCAUGCGUGCAUCCGACGUUCAAGUUGCUGCACUAGACGUACGUACUUUCUCGAUCAAAAGCUUGGGGAAAAAAUCAAAACCUCCUGCCUACUCCUGUCAACUAUUGCCUACUCUUCCAUCCAACAUCUACCUUUUGAUUUACAUUUUUUUGAUCUCAUCAUCUUCGUCUUCCACCCCACUGCCACUAGAUACCCCACUACAUUUAUCUCUCUCUGAUAUCUUCUAUCUGAUGUCCCAUCCCUUCAUUGACUUGACCUCACGGGAACACAUUUGAGUAAGGCUUUCGUGUGGUAUUCGGAUGAUGGUGGAGCCACAUUUUCCGAAAGCAUCGUCCCCAACGGCCCGCUUGGCCUCUUGCUAGGUCGCGCCGGAAACGAAUGUCAUUAAGGUUCUUCAUCAUAGAUGAGCGCUGGCGCCUCACUAUGUUUCCUAGUACUAGCGUAUGAUGUACAAGUUGUUGAGGGAGUUGUGCUACCUGACAUUUUGAUGAUCUACUAGUGAAAGGUCUAACCCUAGGCAGUGGAGCGGGACGACGGAAGCAUUCUGUUGAGCGUGAGAACGGUACCAAUUACUAAAAUAGACGAAUUCGUGGGCAUAUUCCAUCUUAGGUCCUAAUUGAGAAUGGUGGGCGUAUUAAUUAUGUGUGAGGCGAUUUUUGCCAGUAUCAUCGUAAAGUUGUCGGAAGAUAUGAGGUUAUAGUCGCCUACGCGGUUGCGGCGUUUGCUUUCGCUUAAGGGGUGACCGUUACUGUCCCUUAAGUGGUGCCCGUCACCUGUUAAGCGAGCCUUCGCGCAGAAAGCUAAACUCAAACUAUUUACGAAGUGGUACCCUUCGCUGUCACUUAAGCGGCGACAGUCACCACGUUGUAGAACCUAUGAAAAUAAACUGAAUGCUGAAAUUAAUCCUUGUUAAUUAAAUUCCACCUCUCGAUCAGUAGGAUGGUAUCAUAACCACUUUGGUUUGCAAAUGGAUUUUAGCUCAAAAAAGCUUACCUCCUGAUGUUCUUCAGUAGAAGAAAUUCAUCAAGUGGCUGCCCCGCAUCCGCUUCUCAUCUUACCCCAUCACACUCAGCUCUUCCUCUACCGUGCGCAGAGCUUUUCCUAUGAUGGUGGCGAAACUUGGUCAGCGUUGCAAUUCACGUCCUCUCUCUUCAGUCCCUUCCUCGGCUGUCUAGGGAGUGUGGCUACAUCGACAUUCGACUCACAAAUUCGUCUAGUGGAAUCGGACUUGUGGUCUGCGACUGAGGGAUCGGAUAGAGGUUUAGAACAAGAAAAUUAUUUUUCAAGAAAGUUAUGAGGAACGAAGAAGUCUUUGCCCCUCGACUUGAACGUCGAGCAAGAAUACAUUAUUUUUUUAUGUUUUGAACAGGACUGACGUAAGCAAUCAACGAAGUUCUUUUUACUCAGACUCCAGUGUAAGCGAAGCGAAGGAGGACUACAAAAAAUGAAUGAAGCUGCUAGAAGUGGUCAAGUGCUUGGACAGUUUCGUUUUCAUGUUGACGAGCACUCUAUUACAGUGGGCACGACAAUCCAAUGGAGCGGAAGGGACUUGGGCUUUUCUCCAGCAAGGAUGGUGGUGAAUCUUGGACCCAAGAGCCGGAGGGAAAGCUACAAGCGGGGCCUUCAGGGUAAGCAAUUAGAGGGUAUGCUGAUAGUACUUGAGUUUGGAUAUCUGAUAUGAUAUUAAUUCUGUCGAACGAAGAAAUUGGAAUUACAUAAUUCCAAAUUCGAAUCACAUAAUGUGCUUCCCUGACUCCAGUCACAUAAUAAAUAUGUUUCCCGGACUGUCCAGAUACUCUUCGUUAGUUCACCUGCUGGAAGGGAAAUUGGCUGUAAUUUACGAAGCUGCUGAGGAUUUAAGUGGCUUUUUUGUUCCAGACCACUGUUGGUUUGAGAUUUUUGAGGAUUUUUCUAGCCAGACUGCAAGAAAUGGGACAAGAACAGGUUCAAGUAGUGGUGGGACUCCUGUAGACCGGAAAGAGUAUGGUCUUUUCGAUGCGGCGAAUCGAACAACACUUUUAUGAACACCGCGGAUAUAGAACAAGUAGGUCUGCAUUCUUCUUUUUCCGUCUUUUGUGGAAAUGUAGUUUGGAGUAUUUUCAUCUUCGUCUUCCACAUGAAGAAGUCAGAGUUUGAAGAACUUGUGUCUUUCAUGGACCUGGUCGCAGUAUUUACAGCAUUGGCGCAUGCAAUCGGAUUCCGGUCCUCUCCACGAUAUGUCCUGGCAAGUAGAUGACAAAGGUGCAGCGCGGUUUACUUACUCUUAUGGUGUUGACUCUGGCGUAGGCGUUGCUACAUUAGAAGGCGUAGGCGUUGCUUACUCUUAUCUAUGAUGACCUUGGGUAGGCCUUGAUCUAUUAGAACUGGACUGCUGUAAAGUCAACGUUAGGUAGAGGGUAGUUACAGGAGGGUUGCGCAUUUUUCCUCUUGCAUUGAUGGCAUGGACUAAGUGAUGAAGUCGCGAAGCAGGAGAGUAGCUACCCUUUCGUCUUCUAAUGAAAAGCGGUAUGGUACCUGUUAAUCCUGUUCGACACCAUCGUACUCAGUUGGGCGUUAUUCGCCGUAUCACGCGUUCAACUAUGUUGUAUGUGCUUGUGCUGGUGUUGUGGUGGUUCCGCACGUGACAAGCAGAACAACUUGUACACGUCUGACAGGAAGCGGGAGAACCACCUGGUGGGUGAGGAAAAAGCAGGACAAGGGCCGGAAGAAUUACAAGUACAAAAAAAUAUCACUGAAGCCAAAAAUCUGAACGUUGGGAAAGAUGCCAUCUUGGGUUCGCCUGUCGUAGCAGCUGUUGGCUACCUACCUCACUCUUCUGCAGAUAUUGCGACAAGUACACUAGUAGCUGGCGUUUCGUCGCCACCACCGCAGAUGGAGAAUAUCGACAACAAGGACAAUUCUACUACAACAACCAAAACUAUAAGAGUACUGGACGAGUCUGGUAGUGAGAAUGAUCUUGGUGAAUCCUCUGAAAGGCCUAUUAGUCCUAAUACUGGCGAACAGAGAGAAGUCAUGCUCGCGUUGGGACGCUUUGUAUGGACCGCUUUCUUUUCGUUUUUCUACGGCCUGUGGCUGUGGGGUAUAGUGACAAGCUUAGCGUUUUACCAUGACUUAAGGCAAAAGAAUUUACCUAAGGGGUUCAAGUAUCUUGGCGAUUGAUCAUGACUUAAGGCAAGACAAGAAGCAAGAAGGUAAUUCUAGUUUUACGUGAAGAUAUGUCUUUCUUGAUAAAGUCUAACUCUCGACGGCGUACGAUGGACUCAACAGACGCUGAAUUCCAUAGUCGGGAUGUUGGUUAUGAUCGCUUGUUGCUAUCUGGAACUACAUUGGAAUUCUCGAACAAGAAACCAGUCAGAAGCAAAGAGGACGACUCAUCUGAGAAGCAGUAGUACUACUUCUUUGGAAGGCAAGGAGCAUUGCUUUGGCCGAUUAGUAAGUGCGAAAUACCACGCAGAGAACCAAGCGGAUACAGUGACGGAACUAGAAGAAGCAGUACGGCACAGGGACAACAACUGCUGUUCAUCACGAGUAGAGAGAAGUUCUGGUUCACUGAAAAUUGCGAAAGUACCAGCGGACAGAUCUGCUUUCACUGACGAAGUCAUCACGAGGCAGCAGCCCGAGGAAGAAUCUACUGGCCUUACUCGCCGCUUCCUUAGGAUCAUGUUCGCAGUUUUACUGCUCGUCACAAUCAUGGUCUUCACGGAACAAGCCGUUUUUCUUGUCCCUCCGCUCUUGGUGGUCGGAGGAGUAGUGCUGGUCGGAUAUGACGCUAAAAAAAGUAGUACCUAGAAAAGGACACAGAAGGACAGGUAGUAUGGAGCUAAAGACGGAGGCAGGACUGGAGGUACAUAAGAACUACUAAGUCGCGACUAGGAGUACAUCAGAAUCACUAUCAGUAGUAGUAUCGAUUCGAAUUAUCUUCGAUAGUAGUCGACAUGUGAUUAACAUACUCAGCCGUUUUUGCAGUUUGGAUAAAAAAACAUAGCGAGAAAUGAAGUCUAGCCUUCUCAAAGAAGCUGUUGUCUAUAGUAGUUGUACCUGCCUAAUGUCAUAGGUUGGGGGUUUCAUGACACGGACUUAUAUUUAAUGUAAAUAUACUAGUUUUGUUAUAUCAUCGAUGAUCAUCCUUUUGCAUAGAUUGACUUUCCAUAUCAACCGAUGACUACACGUAAAGAAGAUUACUAACUAGGAGGAUCGUGAUGUUUUGUGUCCUGUUCAAUGAACGUUUUCUCAGGACUGAUAAAAGCAAAAAUGUACUAGACAAAAGUGGAAGAGAAACCAAAAACAACUACUGCAUAGGAACUGUAUUGACACACACGCAGGCAUUGGCAGCCAUACUGUGGAGGGUUGAAGUUCAUAUUAAUAAUGAAUCUCCUCGUGUGUUGUUCUUUUUCCUUGAUCC